AUGUCGUACACAGUCUCCAAGCCGGACGAGUACCUGGCUAUCACUGGCAUGGGUAUUCGGACCGUGAAAAUCACCAAGGCAGCAUGGGUAUGGCCUUUUCAGCGAUGUGUGCGGUUCAGCGUCCAACCUCACGACUACGCCAUGGACCUCCAGGCCAUGACUCGGGAGAAGCUCAAUUUCAAACUACCGACAGUGUACACCAUCGGGCCGGACGUGAACCAGCGAGGCGGCAAUUCGACGAGCGGCCAUGCUAGCGGCGAGGUCGACGUCAACACCGAGGACCGGGGUGACUCGCUGAUGAAGUACGUGAUGCUGCUGGCCGACUCAAGCGGCGAUGCCAAGACGGAGCAGUAUGCGCAUGUGUCGUCCAUCAUCAAGGGCAUCAUCGAGGGCGAGACACGCGUGCUGGUAUCGAGCAUGACGAUGGAGGAGAUCUUCCAGGAACGCGAGGUUUUCAAGCGCCGCAUCUUCCGCAACAUCCAGGGCGAACUGGACCAGUUUGGCCUCAAGAUCUACAACGCAAACGUCAAGGAGCUUCGCGACGCCGACGGAUCCGUUUACUUCGCCAGCCUGUCGCGCAAGGCCCACGAGGGCGCCACCAACCAGGCCCGCAUCGACGUCGCCGAGGCCCAACUGCGCGGAACCGUCGGCGAGUCGCGCCGCAGGGGCGAGCAGGAACGGGAGCUGGCAAAAAUCAGUGCCGACACGGCCGUCCAGAAGACGGAGCGCGAUGUCGAACGUGCCCAGGCAGACGCCAACCUCCAGACCCGCCAGGCCGUCCUCAAACGCGACGUUGACAUGGCCCGCGCCCAGGCCGACCGCGCUCUUGAGGCCAAGGAUGAGGAACUCCGUCGCGACGUCGAGAAACGCCGCGCUGCCGCCGAGGCUGAGCGUCUCCGCGCAGAUGUUGUCGUCAAGUCCACCAUCGAGCGCGAGUCUGCCCAACAGAAAGCCGACGCCGCAGCCUACCAGGUUGAGGCCGCUGCCCGAGCCGCCGCAGAGGGCAUACAGCGCAAGGCAGACGGCGACGCCUACGCCACCCGCGCAGACGCUGACGCCCGAGCCUACGCGGCCGAGCAGGAAUCCCGCGCUCUCGCCCUCCGCCGCUCCAAGGAGGCAGAAGGUAUUUCUGACCUCGCCGAGGCCUACAGCAAGAUGUCCUCCGCCCUCGGCGGACCCAACGGCCUUCUCAAAUGGCUCAUGAUCGAGCAUGGUACCUACGAGAACCUAGCAAAGGCCAACGCCGACGCCGUUCGUGGUAUGGCCCCGAAGAUCUCCGUCUGGAACACUGGCACUCAGGGCGACGGCAACAAUAGCGGCAACCCUCAGGAUGCCGUCCGCAACAUGUACCAGAUGCUGCCACCCCUUAUGACAACCAUCCACGAUCAAACUGGAAUCUCUCUGCCCCAGUGGCAGUUUGGCCACAUGGCUGCUGGUGCCAACGAGGUUGGCAAGGAGAUAAAGCCCAACAGUCUCAGUUGA
Molecule: messenger RNA, 1482 nt
Organism: Geosmithia morbida
Lineage: Eukaryota; Fungi; Ascomycota; Sordariomycetes; Hypocreales; Bionectriaceae
Product: flotillin
Exons: 2
Coding region: 1-1482 (493 amino acids)
Biological process (GO): protein localization to plasma membrane
Cellular component (GO): plasma membrane
Source: RefSeq, a predicted model, not a curated record